Molecule: messenger RNA, 3396 nt
Organism: Sodiomyces alkalinus F11
Lineage: Eukaryota; Fungi; Ascomycota; Sordariomycetes; Glomerellales; Plectosphaerellaceae
Exons: 2
Coding region: 302-3118 (938 amino acids)
Source: RefSeq, a predicted model, not a curated record
CCGGAUAUCUACCUUCGACCUCUUGCAUUGGAGGUCCACGAGCGAACUCGCAUCCCCUUUGGCAUUGCCGGGUUUCGCGGUUUCUUUGUCAGAGCAGCAUGGUGGCCGGCCGGCGAUCUUCAUCCCUGCCUUCGACCUCAUCCUUUCAGGCGGCGUCAGACCGUCCCUCCCUUGCUUCCUUGGGAAGUUUGCUCUUUGUUAUGGUCAUUCCUUUCGUUUUCAAUCAUUUUCGCCACUCUUAUUUCGAGACCUGCCCGCCUGUCUGUCAUGGAGACAUAGAUCCCCCGAAAUACAGACCGACAUGGGGGUUAACAUCGGCCGCGAUGUCUCGAGGCCGGGCCGAAGUCCAUCCAUAUCCGCUGCCCCGCGCAUGGCCUCUUCGUCUGGCUCGCCUGUCAGCCUCCAGCGGAGGCCUGUCGGAGCCGCCACCACCGCCGGGCCUUGGGCGCCUUCGAACCCGACCUCUCUUCAUGCUUCGGCCAAUGCUACGAGCCCUCGAUACCGACAUAACUUGAUCUCUCCCGUGUCGUUACCCUCACCUCUAUCUCAAUCGGACACCAGCUCCGCGUCCAAGGCCCGCGCGGCAGUUUCGCCUCAGUCUGCUUCCACGGUCAGAGGCGAGUCAAGGGGCGGACAUUUCUCCAGCUCGAAAACUCCGACCUCCCCUCUCUCGGGUGCUGCGCCGGGUCAGCCUUCACCACCUUACCCCUCCAUGCAACGACCAAGACUGGCUCUCAUCCAGGUAAAUGGCUUCGGCAGCACUGGCGCAGCCUAUGGUUCCACACUCGGAGGCCCCAUGGCAUCGAGCCGGCACCCGAACCCGGCCAUGCCUCACGGAGCUAUCAUGUAUCCUCAAUCGCACAUGUAUCCUAGCUCGCAUUCCUUUGGCCCAGCCCACGUCCACGGUGGCCAACAGACAGGUCUCCUUGACGGACAGCAAUGGCCGCAGAACAACAAUGACCGCCCACUCCCCCCUCUGCCUCCUGCCCAGCAAGGCCAUGGACCGUUUCGCAGAUCGUAUCCGAUCUGGAUGGACUACUGGCGACCCUCCUACAACAUGUACUUCUUCCUCCUCGCCGGCGUCGCCUUCGCCAUGGGCCACCACGUCUUCUACGCCUCGCUCCACGGCGACCUGGCCAGCGACCAACUCCGCAUGCUCCGCUACGGUGCCGCCCUGUCCUUCAUCUCCAAGGCCUGCCUGGCCACCUCGGUGAUUCUGGCCUUCCGUCAGCGCGUCUGGCUGACCGUCCGCCGCAAAGUGAUGUCCCUGGGUGCCGUCGACUCGCUCUUCGCCGCGGUCGAUGACCUGUCCGCCAUCGUCAACCCGGAACUGUUCCGCCAUGCCCGUGUCGCCAUCCUCCUCGCCAUCUACGUCUGGUGCACCCCGCUCGUCGUCAUCUUCACCUCCGAGACCCUCGCUGUCCGGCUUUUGCUCGUCGAGGAGGAGGCCGAGUGCCUGGCCGUCCGGACCCUCAACUUUGCCGCCGAGGAGACGAGGGACUGGCGCGACGCCUACCGCAUCGACGGCCUCUUUCCGUUGUCGGUCAGCCUCUGGAAUACGACGCAGGGAGCGGUGGAUGAGGAUGGGGAGACCAUCGAGGAAUGGUUCGACUAUUUCACCGCCAGUAGUUGGCAAUUCGAGCAGAUUGCUACCAUGGCUGCCUUCUCGACCGAGCCCGUUGCCCGUGUUGGUGCUGCCGAGGAGAUUUGCGGAGUCGGUUGGAAUUGCACCUUCGCCGUCAACUUUACCGGCCCGGGGUAUCGAUGCACCGAGCUCGCCUCGGGGGUUGGGUCAACGCCGCAGCCCCUCGGUAACGCGACCUUGCCGUUUGACUUUGACCUGCUGGCCCCGACCGGUAACUUCACGUACAUUGUCCGCGCCUUUGAUGGCCACUACUCUUCCACCCAGAUGCAGGAAGUAUGGCCCGGCGGGAUCCCGAGCGAGCCGGGCCCGAUUCCCAAACAUCUCGGCGCACUUCGGACCGAGCCGAUUAUGUGGAUAGGCUACGCGCAGGUAGACGACCCGACGAAACCGCAACCGGAAUUCCGCGACCACCCGGAUUGGGACACGGCCUUCACCCCGAAGCUCCUGGGAUGCGAGCACUACGAGACGAAAUACGAGGUGCUAUUCGACUACUGCGGUCUCCAACAGACCACCAAGGUGACGCGGCGCGAGUUCGUCCGUCCGGUGGUCAACACGACCUUCAUCCCCGGCGUCGACGCCGACGAUGGAACCGCCGACAACACGACAGCCGUGCCGGAGGAGAAUUACAUCCUGCCGACCGGCGACGUCCACCGCUACCGCCGCGCCAUGGCCUACCACUCCAUCGGGACGCAGCUGCGCAGCUUUGUCAACGGGACCAUCGAAGAGCCGCACAAGAAGGCCAACACGCGCGCCAUCCAGACCCGCCUCAUCGAACCGCGCAACUGGCUCCCCGUUCCCGACCUCCCGCAGGCCAUGCAGUCGCUGUACGAGGAUAUCCUCCUCUCCAUGCUCUCGAAUCCGCAGAUGCUGGCUGUCACCUGGGCGGCGAACCCGGACGGCGGGCCCAGCGGCGUGGGGACAGGCGGUGACGAGACGAAGUUCCCUUGUUCCCGCUCGCGGAGCGAUACGCGGUACCAGUAUGUGGCGUGGGAGCUGUGGGCCGUGUAUGCGGCGGCGAUUGCGCUGGCGGUUCUGGCGGUCGGGUUUGGUACGGCGGCCAUGUGGGAGGAAGGGCUGUGGCGGACUACGAGGUUUAGUAGCAUCGUUGCUGCUACGCGGGGCCCUUGGUUGGAGAAGGUGCCGUGGACGCGGGGCGGGUUUGUGGAGGCGGAGGCUAAGAAGAUGAAGGUUGGGUAUGGGGUUGUGCCGGCGGCGGACGGUGACACAGGGCAGGGGCAGGGGCAGGGAGAGGAGUUCGUGGAUGAGGCGGCGGAGAGGGGGGAUGGGUUGGGGAAAGGGAGGCCCCGUGCUGGGGUCCAGCGACAGCAGUCUUCGAUAGCGAGUCCUAGUGGCGAGAGGUAUGCUUUUGGACUUGAGGGGGAUGUCAAGUUGGAGAAGAAGGGAGGAGGAGAUGGGCAGGCCGGGAACGGGAGGAGGACGCCUCAGAGCCCGUUCGGGAAGGGUAGACGGUAGACUUUCAGGGACGUGAGGCGGGGGCAAGCAGGAUGUCGAAUAGGUCAAGGCCAUAUAAUAUGUCCUGUUCUAUCCGUUAACCCCGAAGAAAUACGUCCUAUGUACGACUCUAUUCCGGCCUCUGAGCCCAAAUAAUGAAGUGUCGCACCGCAGUCCGGUAUUUCUCCAUGUCUGAUUCGAACCGGUCGAGCAUCGUUUCUUUAUCCAUCUAUGAAAUUCCCAAAUCUUUUGCGCUGUGUAUGAGAACACGUUAGACAGCCGAUGAGCAUACAUCCGGG